UUAAUAGACUAGUUUGUAGAAUUGUAAUCAGUCUCAUCCAAAUAGCCUAAUGUUUCUUAAUAGCGUAUCACGUACAUUGAAAAUCCCUCGAAAAUCGAUGCAAUCUGCUGCGAAUAUAAGAUGUAACAGGUAAUGCUAAUAUCCUAUGCAGAACGCUUAGCACCUCACGACGGUGUCAUUACAGAGUAUUUACACGAAUAAAUAAUCUUGUGAUUAAAGUUCGUACUAUGCCUAUUCUUGCAUGUCCAUCGUGAGUCGCCCAAGCACUUCCGUGUGCUAUUAUGGAGGAUAAGGUAACGCUGGGUAAAAUAAUCGUGUUUUUGAAAAUAUACUUGACGUUCGCAUGUUGUUGGCCUUUGCCAUCGAACGCGACAAAGCUUCAAAGAUUUCUUCGUAUUGCCUUUCAAUAUUUUUGUUGCGCGAACUCAGUGAUACUUUGCGUUGCGGCGGCAUGGACGCUCUACAAACACAGUGAUGAUGCACUACUUGUGAUGAAACUAGGAUGCCAAUUCAGCGCCGUUUCGCAAGUCCCAUUGCAGAUAAUAUUUUUUGCAUUCCAGGACAAACGUUUGCAGUUUAUUGUUUUAGAAAUGGAGAAUUAUUACAAACAAGCGCAAAAAUAUGAAAAGGAAAUUUUUCAACAAUAUGUUGAUAAAUGCAUGCCAUUUUAUGGUAUCAUUCUUGGUUGGCUGGCAAUGACAGGUGUUAGCGUGAUAACCGCACCACUGUUCUCAUCCCAAUCGUUUCCGAGUGAAGCAGAAUACCCAUUCGAUGUACAACAUCAACCAUUAAAAACUCUCAUCUAUGCACAUCAUAUAUUGACUGCUUAUCAAAGUGUGAUACAAGUUAGCGCCAAUACUUUUCCUGCUCUUCUACUUUGGUUUGUAGCCGCCAGAUUCCAAAUUUUGUCCACCCGAUUUCGUACGAUGACGAACAUGAAAGAGCUUAUAAACUAUACGAGAGAACAUUAUAUAUUACUCAGAUAUGCAAAAGAAGUGUCGCUCGCAGUACGUUAUAUAGCACUAUUAUGCGUAACUUUCAGUACUGGCGCUGUAAUAUUCGGUUAUCUUACUUUUAUGAGCCGUCAACCAUGGUCAGUGAAAUGGACGUUUCUCAUGAUAGCUUUCUGCGGCUUUGUGGAACUCUACAUGUAUGCCUGGCCAGCUGAUCAUGUAAUAAGCACGAGUAGCGACAUUGCAUCAGCCGUCUACGAUUCAUUAUGGUACAAUGACGAUUUGGCUAUACGAAAGAUUUUAGUACAUGUUAUACGAAGAAGUCAACAUCCGGUCACUAUUUCAGUUCCAUGUGCAUUACCGGAUCUAUCUAUGAAUUAUUACGCGUCGUAUAUCUCAACUGUUUUUUCAUACAUGGCAUCUGUCCGCCUUAUAAUGGGUCAGGAAGUAAUUGCUUUCCUAAGAAUAUACUUAAUGUUCGCUUGCUGUUGGCCACUAUCACCGAACGCGACAAAGCUUCAGAGACUUUUUUACGGUGCUUUACGAUAUUUCUGCUGUACGAACACGACGAUAUUUAUCAUUACGGUGAUAUGGACAUUCUGUCAGCAUAACGAAUACAUGUUUAUGAUGAAACUAGGAUGUGAAUUGAGCGCCGCCUUGCAAAUUAUAUUACAAUUGAUACUCUUCAUAAUACAGGAUAAACGUUUGCAGUUUAUUGUUUCGGAAAUGGAGGAUUAUUACCAACGAGCCCAAAAAUAUGAAAAAGAAAUUUUACAACUCUAUGUUGACAAAUGCAAAUUGUUUUAUGGUUGCGUUUUUUGCUUGGUAAUAAUGACAGCUCUUAGUAUGAUAACUACACCCUUGUUUUCACCACAACCGUUUCCAUGUGCGACAAAGUAUCCAUUUGAUGUACACAAUCAACCAUUGAAAACUAUUAUCUUCGUACAUCAAAUAUUGACUGUUUACCAAAGUAUGACACAAGUUAGUGCCAAUAGCUUUCCUGCUCUUUUACUUUGGUUUGUAGCUGCCAGAUUUCACAUUUUGUCCAUUCGUUUUCGUACGAUGACGAGUAUGGAAGAACUCAUAAAAAAUACACAAGAACACUAUUCACUACUCAGGUAUGCAAAAGAAGUGACUCAUGCAAUUCGUUAUGUAGCGUUGUUAUGCGUAACCUUUAGUAUUGGCGCUGUAAUAUUCGGUUAUCUUACUGUUAUAAGUCGUCAACCAUGGUCAGUGAAACUGACGUUUCUUAUGAUAUCUUUCGGCGCUUUUGUAGAACUCUACAUGUACGCCUGGCCAGCUGAUCAUGUAAUUAGCACGAGCAGCGACAUCGCGUCAGCCGUCUACGAUUCAUUAUGGUACAAUGAUGAUUUGGUCAUGCGAAAACUUUUAAUAAAUGUUAUAUUGAGAGGUCAACAUCCAGUCACUGUUUCAGUCCCAUGUGCAUUACCAAGUUUGUCUAUGAGUUAUUACGCGUCGUAUGUAUCGACCGUUUUUUCAUACAUGGCGUCUGUGCGUAUCAUAAUGGGUCAGGAGUAAAAGAAGAGAAUCACAGAUCUAUAAUAAAAACCUCUGA
Molecule: messenger RNA, 2529 nt
Organism: Camponotus floridanus (Florida carpenter ant)
Lineage: Eukaryota; Metazoa; Arthropoda; Insecta; Hymenoptera; Formicidae
Exons: 14
Coding region: 282-2492 (736 amino acids)
Biological process (GO): sensory perception of smell; detection of chemical stimulus involved in sensory perception of smell
Cellular component (GO): plasma membrane
Molecular function (GO): odorant binding; olfactory receptor activity
Source: RefSeq, a predicted model, not a curated record